Molecule: messenger RNA, 3935 nt
Organism: Neocloeon triangulifer
Lineage: Eukaryota; Metazoa; Arthropoda; Insecta; Ephemeroptera; Baetidae
Product: glycine receptor subunit alpha-2-like
Exons: 10
Coding region: 212-1723 (503 amino acids)
Biological process (GO): signal transduction; chloride transmembrane transport; nervous system process
Cellular component (GO): neuron projection; membrane; synapse
Molecular function (GO): neurotransmitter receptor activity; chloride channel activity; transmembrane signaling receptor activity
Source: RefSeq, a predicted model, not a curated record
CAAAAAUGAUGAAGGCGAGAUCCACAUCCUAAUCCUAGUUUUAUUUGGUGCCCUGUCUCGCCAAAAUGAGCCGAUGGAGGACUUCCGCUCUUUGCUGACAAAUGCAACGAAGUGUUCUUAAUGCCCAGCACCUCGAGAUUGAAUAUGCGGAAAAGGAAGAAGGGCUAAAGUGCAAGUGUGAGCACAUGCGCCCCUCCACCACCCCUGCUCAAUGAAGAGACCUGUUAUUCGGUCGGGGCUGCGCGCGGAGGGGCUCUCCAGUAGUCUCUGCGACUGCGACCAUGCCUGGCGAGUCCUCCUCGGCUCAUUGUUGCGCGCAACAAUGAACGGCCUGCUGUGGUGCUGCGGCCUCCUGGCGGCCGUGGCCGCCUCCACCACUGGCCCGCCGACCACGUCAACCGCACCCAACAGGAAAAAUUUGCUCGACGGCCCGUUGGAGUUCGAGGACAUCCUGCCCGACAACCCAAAAGAAUACGACAAAAUGCAGCCGCCCAAGGAGGAAGGAAAGCCAACUGUGGUUUACUUCCACGUCACUGUAAUGAGUCUUGACUCCAUCGAUGAAUCUUCAAUGACGUUCGCAGCUGACAUAUUUUUCGCGCAAAGUUGGAAAGACUCGCGCCUCCGUCUUCCAGACAACAUGACUUCCGAGUACCGGCUGCUUCCCGUCAGUUGGCUCAAACUCAUGUGGCGGCCCGACAGCUUCUUCAAGAAUGCCAAAAAGGUGACCUUCCAGGAAAUGACCGUGCCAAAUCACUACAUCUGGCUCUACCAGGACAAGACCAUUCUUUACAUGGUCAAGCUCACCCUCAUCUUGUCGUGUGCGAUGAACUUCAAGAGCUACCCUCACGACACCCAGCAGUGCGCCAUGAAGAUCGAAAGCUUGUCGCACACGACAGACGACCUGGUGUUCAUCUGGGACCCGAUUGUGCCCCUUGUGGUAGACGACCGCAUCGAGCUGCCUCAGCUGGACAUUGUCAACAACGCGACCGGCGAUUGCACACAACUUUAUUCAACUGGAAACUUCACCUGCCUGGAGGUGAGUUUCACGCUGAAGCGUCGCCUCGGCUACUACCUCUUCCACACCUACGUCCCCACCUGUCUCAUCGUCAUCAUGUCGUGGAUUUCGUUUUGGCUCAAACCGGAGGCUGUGCCCGCCAGGGUCACCCUCGGGGUCACCUCUCUGCUCACCCUCUCCACGCAACACGCCAACUCGCAAAAGUCGCUACCUCCAGUCUCUUAUAUUAAGGCCAUCGACGUCUUCAUGUCCAGCUGCACAGUCUUUGUGUUUUGCUCGCUGAUGGAGUACGCCCUUGUCAACAUCAUACUCGGCGAUCUGAUUGACGACGCAGAGAACCCAGUCAUGAUAAGGAAGAUGGUCAAGAAACUGCAGAGCCAAUCUGGACAGGGAAUGUCGAGCGGCGCGGGUGGCUCCAAUGACGGCCCACUCGGCUCGUCGUGCAACAACCAGGCCAAGAGCAACGGUGGCGGCUCGGAGACGACCGAGUUGAUGGGACCACCCCCGCCGCCGCCGCCGGGGCAGCCAGGGUACCACGGGGCGCUGCCGCCCCCGAUCAGCGAGCGGCUGUGCCGGCAGCAGGCGCGCCACCAGCGGAGGCGCGACAGGGCCCUCUUCAUCGACCGCUUCUCGCGCGUCUUCUUCCCGCUCUCAUUUAGCGUGCUCAACAUCAUGUACUGGACCGUGUUUGUCGAGUACUACUACUAAUACAUGCGCCUCGACUGCUACAAAAAGACAAUCCGUCGUCCUAGAUUGAAUACUUGUAACCUCUACCUGAAGCAUAUCCUGCGUAAAUACGAAGUCACACACUAAACUUUUUUAUUUUGAAAGAAAUUUUUUCAACAGUUAUUUGAUUUUCAUUGAUUAAAUAAUGAGCUUGGUUAUUUGAAGAAGAUGGUUCACCGAAAUUCUCCCAAAAUUAUUGAGUUCACUUUUUAUCUUUUGACAUAACUUUGGUUCUGACUAUCAAAUUUCAUACAAUUUUUACUAAAUCAAAGCUAUUUUUGAAUAAUUUGAUGACAAAAUUUGUGAUUAGUUUAAAAGGUAAAUAAUUGAAAUGGGUUGUUUAAUAUUUUAUAAUUUUUGAAAUCUUGGGUGCCCACCAGUAAAUUAAUUAUUAAAAUCUUCCACGUAGCUUAAAAUUUAUAAUGCAUAUAAAACGUUGAUUUUUUUAUCUUGCUUUGGUGACCCAGACUCAUAGAAUAGAAAAAAUAAUUAAUAAUCCAACUCUCUACAUUUGCAACUAUUUUUAAAAUUUUAAAGUCACAAUUUUUUCAUUCCACUAGUUAAUACUACUUCAUUACCUAGAUUUCAAUUUGCAUUUUUAGUAAAGUUUUUACUCGCCGAAAAUUUGCAUUUAAUAACUUUCAGUGAUAUACUAUAGAGUCGCCAAAUUUUCAAAGAUCUUGUCAUAUGGUUGUGAAUGUAAGAAUUCCAUUUUUUUCUAAUUUAAGUAAAUGUGAUGCAUUUAAGCACAUUUAAGUUAAUAAGCUUUUUUGAUAAUACAAUAGGUAAUAUAUAAAAAAAUCUCACAAAUUUAAAAGACACAAAAUAUGGAGCAAAUAAUUACGGAGGAAUUAAUUACCUCUCAAUAAAUUGCAAAUUUAACGCUUCUUGUUACUUCUCAAAUUCGCUCAAGUGUAAACGCAUCAAUCUCUUCCCAGCUUAAAAUCUCACUUUUUGAAUAAAUAAUAAUUUUUAAAACUAAUCUACAUUAUAAGCAGUCGUCGGUCCUUGAGAUUGACCUCAAAAUAAAUCUCUAUUUUAAAACUAUUUCCAUACAUUAAGGUAUUCUGCGAAAUUCUCUUCGGUGCCAAAACAAUCAUCAUUAAACUUGCGAAUUUUAAUAGAUUAGCUAUUUUUUUCUGCGGUCAAAAAAUUAACAAAUUAAAUAUUAUGUUGAAGCAUAAACUGCUUUUUAAUGCAUAAAAAUGAGUUUAUUAUUAUUUGCAUUAUUAAUAUUGUUCAUUUUUUCAAAAAUAUCUGCAAAUGUUUAUGUUGAAUUUAUUCAAUCUCAUUUUAUUCGAAAGAAUGUUAUUUAAAGAAAUUCAAAUCUCAAUAAAAUUGUAUCUAAAUGACUAAAUUGGUCAUCAAAUAAAAUCAGGUGCUAAAAAAAUUAGUGUAAAUUUUACAACAAAUGCUUCCUUUUGUUGCCAAACAUAUUCGUCUCUGAAAUCAAGAGUUUUAAACAAUACAAAAAUAAUGACAUUUCUUAUUUUUGUGGAAAAAACUGGAAAAACCUACUAAAAUUUGCAAGUCUAUAAAUAAUACACAAGCAACACAAAGUAAACCCUCAUUAUUCAUUAGUUUGAAAUUUUCUUAAAACCCUGGCGAAUUUGUAGUUUCUCAUUUCAAAGUAGUUUUAUUAAAUUGUCUACGCAUCUUAGCAGCUCAUUGUCUCAAUAACAAAAUAACAUGCAUGUAUUUUCAGUACAAAAUGGUGUACUUUGUAUUUUCAUCGCAUUCAACCUUGAGCAAAAUUUUUAUACCGCAAAGUUAUAUAAAUAUGUAACAUUCUAAAGAAUCAAGUGGAUUCCCCACAGGUGGGGGAUGUAAUUUAAUCGAGAGAGAUAAAUUCGCAGAUAAAUAAAAUAUAGAUCUCCUUAAAUUUAAGAAUAGGUUAGGAAAUCUUCUUUAACAAUAAAAAACGUGCUGAAAUAAGUUUCCGCAUAAUGCUCAAAAGUACAAUUUACAAAAAAAAUAAGGUUUCAGUCUUUUUUAACUUUAAAAUUGAAAUCCUCUCGCAUUUGAUCCUGAUCCCUUACCAAUUGGAAAUCGAAUUUUCAAUCGAAGUUUUAUGCAAUUUGUGUAAAUAUUUAAACUGUUCAUAAAUCAGAGGAAUUUAUUACUGUUGUGUUGAUGGAUGUGAUCGCUGAUUAUUGUUGCACUGUGUCAUAAGCUCUUGAUUGUUGUUUGUAAA